Talaromyces stipitatus ATCC 10500 is the source of this 1515-nucleotide messenger RNA. RefSeq names its product EF-hand calcium-binding domain protein, putative. Lineage: Eukaryota; Fungi; Ascomycota; Eurotiomycetes; Eurotiales; Trichocomaceae. The record is from RefSeq and is a predicted model, not a curated record. Gene Ontology annotation, cellular component: nucleus; cytoplasm. The coding region runs from base 137 to 997 and encodes 286 amino acids. The transcript is spliced from 2 exons.
ACGAAUUUUUCUGAUAAGCCUUGUGCCCAGAUGGAUGUGAUUACUACUUUCACAUUACUUCCUAUAGUCAGUCACUGAUCGUAAUUUCAACUCUGCAAUCAAGUCUACUUGACGAGCUCCGGAGAUAAACGACAACAUGGGGAGAAAAAUCCGUAUCCUCGGUCUUCAUGGAUACGGCACGAGUGGAGCUAUCUUUUCAUCGCAAACCACAUCCUUCCGCCGCUUCCUCCAACAACAACAACAACAACACGACCAAACCGGAGAUGGCGACGAAUUCGACUUCGACUUCGCCAACGGACCCCUCGACUCGGGUCCAGCAGCGGGCAUAGAACUCUUCUACAACCCUCCAUAUUACCAAUGGUGGCCCGCCGACCCAACGCUGGAAGACAUGACAAAAGCGCGCGAAAGACUAAAAAUCUAUCUUAAACAAAACGGGCCCUACGACGGGGUCAUCAUGUUCUCGCAGGGCUGCACGUUGGGUGCUAGUCUGCUAUUAGAGCAUUAUAAAGAAACGCCUCAAGACCCGCCGCCGUUCAAAUUCGCAAUCUUUAUCUGCGGUGGACCGUCACUUAAACAGUUAGAAGCCGAGUUUGGAUUCACGAUUGAUGCGGAAUUAUGGGAAGUUGAUCGUGCGUCGCGCAAGGCGCUCGCGCGCCGAGCUGAUACAGCCGCUAUCCUGGCACAGGGCUCGAAUCGAUGGCAGAAUGAUGUUAACGAUAUAACCGAUUACUCAAUCAAGGAAUUAGUACAGAUGGUUCGCGGACCGUAUCAGAUCAGAAUUCCUACUGUGCAUGUUGUUGGUGCCAAGGAUCCGAGGAAUUUGGCUGGUCAUCAGUUACAUGCUCUCAGUCAUCCGGAUAUUACUAAGAUUUAUGAGCAUGAGGGCGGUCAUGAUAUUCCUAGAAAUGAGACCACAAGUACCACUAUUGCUAGACUGGUGAGAUGGGUGUCUUCGUCUAUGAUUUGGGAUAAGGCGAAGCAGAUCAAUGGUAUAUGAUCGGCUCUUAUUAUCAUUUUGAUCGCGUGUUUAUAGCAAUAUGCAUAAGUCAAUAGAAAAAUUCUAUAGAUAUCAAUACAUUACCCUUACUAAGACCCACGAACGCAAGCAGAAGCUAUUUUUUUUUUUUUUAAAACCCCCCAAAGACGUCACGGUGUUCUAGCAAAUCCAUCAAGCCCAAUGCACCAUACAUGCAAAUUAGCAUAAGGUAUCAGGUGUACGUAUAGCCAAAAAGAAAAAAAAAUUCAUCCCCAAAGGCGCCUCUAAACGGUGAGGUAAGAUAAUUCAACAUUCUGAUUAGACAGCAGUCUCUUCACUGUCUAUCACCCCAGUCGGCUGAGUCUUCGCCUUGACUUCCCGUACCGCGUCUCGCUUCUCCCGGCCAUAUCGAGAGAAGACGCCAUGCUUGUCGUUGUGGUUUUGUGAGGCGAUCAAUAAAUAACAGCUACCGAUAGUGGCAAUCAUGCCAGGCCAGAGAAGGACGACGGAAGCAAUGCAUUUAGGAUUGUGGCGGUAGU